GACGAGGCUAGCACCUCCUCUUCUCUUCUACUUUUUAAAUAUUCAACUGUCAAAGCAGCCUAAAGAAGCUACCUAAUCAGUAUGAGCUUGCAAGAAGACACACAGAGAGCAGUGUCCACGCUAGGGCUGAGUGGCAUCCCUGAGGAGUGGGUAGACAAAGUGUGGGAGGACAACUUCUGUGAGAGUAUUGAGCUUCCCUCUGACCAGAUGCUCCUCCUCAAUAGUGAUGCUUGGAGGAGUCUGGCCCGCGCAUGUGCACAGUGGAGGACCAGGGGAACUGGAGACACUGACAGUGACACAGAUCAAGUUGCAGGAUUUUGGACGACCCUGGUGGAAGAGGGAGUGACGUAUCGUUCUCUGCUGGGGGUCCUCUUUGGCCUCCUGGAGAGAAACAAAACGGAGCCUAGUGACCGAGUGUGUGCCGUGUGUGCGGCCCUGGUCUACCUCUCACUACUGCAGCUGCCUGGCAGUGGAGCAUUCAAGAUAUUCCAUCCCAUGCUAUUCCAGAAGACACUGGACACGUUCUACCUCUAUCCUGACACUACUGUCACAGCCGUUAAAAGUGCCAAGGUGAGUGGGCGUGGUCGGAAGAGAAAAAGAGCAUGUGAUGAGAAUGGAGAGAGGCCAGAGGUCAUUGCCGGGGGAGAGGAACAAGUCAGAGAACUGCUGACUCAGCUCAUCACGGACCUCCAUUGCUACCUGGAGGACCACCCCCUCUCUGAGCACGAGGCUUGUCGCUAUCACCUCAUCCAGGUCUUGGUUCGUAUGACUCGUGCCGAUGCCCCCACACGCUCCACACUCACCAAGCACACCCUCACAUCCGCCCCCGACGAGGUCCCGGUCAGUGUAUGGGCGUGGCACUGUCUGACCACCCUCUGUCAGUCCAAACACGGAUCAGUGGAGAAGGUUGUCAGUGAGGUGUUCCGUCAGGUCCUGCCAAGUGUGCUGAUGAUGACAAGAGAGGGUGGGGUCACGACCUCUAGUCCCCUCCCCUCACACCUCACUGCAGCCUCAGGGGACGCACUCACUUUUAUAUGCCAUCUCAGUGCUGUGUAUGGUGCUGGUGUGUGUGGCCCUCUCAAGAACUUGGUUCAGCACAUCUGUACCAAGACUCCGGACAGAGCAGAGUAUAGGAGCAAGCUAGCCAGUGCCGUGUGUCGUCUGCUGGGCCUGUUCCCAGACAGAGAUUACUCACAGCUGCUGGACUGGGUCUACAAGCUCUCACGAAACACCAAGACCAGUUACAGAGUCUUCAUGCUUGACCUGGUCGGGGAGAUUGUGGAGAAACCGCUCAGGAAACCAAGUGAUGGUUUGGAGGGUGAGGAGGAGUACCGACUGACUCACGGCUUCCUCGUCAGAACCAUUCUCUCACGUUGCUCAGACAAGGCUCCGAGUGUGUGUGGUCGAGGGCUGUCUUGUCUGGCAUCAGCAGCUGGCAGUAGUUCCCAGGAGGUGGUGGAGGCCGUGAGGAGAACUGUCCAAUCACGUACAGUCAUGGAUCCUCUUCUGGCCACACCCAACAGUUCCAACGAGAGUGUUGUCGUGGCGAUGGUGCGUCGACGGACGACCCAUGACAAGGUUGGUGUGAGGAAGUCAGCUGUGCAAGCUUUGGAAGCCCUCAUCAGGAUGGAGCCAGGCACCAACAAGGAGGACCUUGAGGCUCUUCAUGCGCGGUGUCUAGACCCUGCCCUCUCUGUACGUAAGCAAGCUCUGGCCUCCCUCACAACACUGCUCCUGGAGAGGCAGGACACCACUCUCAUACACAGUUACUGGUUGGAUGGUGUGCUCCCGAUGGUCCUGGACAGGGAGGUCGGAGCACAGGAGAAGUGUCUGCAGUUACUGGAGGAGUUACUGCUCGCCAAUAUCACCAACAUCAACAAGUCUACAAGCCCUGCCCACUUGUUUGUAUGGCACCUGCUGGGUCUGAUAGCAUCAGGGGACCACCUGGACUGGAGACGUUAUCUGUGUCGUGCCCUGGAGCAUUGGUCGAGAGCGGGGAAGCUGACGGAGAAACUAGUGGCCGACGUCUGCUCUCACACACGCCACAGCGAUAGGGGACAUGUGGAGGCUAGCUGGAUGCUGCUGGCUGGAGUGUCAGAGUUCUCCUCUGCUGUGGAUGCUGGGUUCAUACUAGACAAUUGGAAACGUCGAAACUCAUUUAUUGCCACGGAUACAGGCAGCUCAUUGGUCCAAUUGCUGGUUGUCAUCGGUAACCAAGCCAGACAUCUGGGGAAGAUUGCCAUGGGGGAUGUUAAAGAGGACCUGGUUAUGUUGCUGGGAGGGUUCAAGUUGACACCUCCUGUGAUCCAGGCAACCAUGCACACUCUCUGUAAGAUAUGCACUGCCCUCACCACCAAGAAACAGAACCAGUCUACCCUGAAUGCGUGGUGUCUGCCUCUCCUCCACCGCUGCGAGGACUACCUCUCCACGCUGGUACGACAGCACAGGGACACACCCACCGGAGCAAGCACUAAUCUGAGUGACAAAUCAGAGCAGGAGGCUAUCCGCUACCUCUUCACACUCGGGGAAGUGGCUCAUGCAUGCCCUGAGCACACCUCUCACCAUGUUGGUCGUCUGGUGCAGUCCAUCCUGUUAGCCUCCUCUGAUCUGACUGGGGGUGAGAGGUCAGAGGUCGAUAGUGACGGGUUGUCAGGACUGGCAGGAUUGAAGUUCUCUCCCACUCUCAGAGGACACACCUACCUCACACUAGGGAAGCUGUGUUUGCAUAAUGAGGAGCUAACUAAGCAGAGUGUUGUCCAGAUGGCACAGGAGCUGGAGACCACACCACACCAAACCAUUCGCAACAACCUCAUCAUCAUUCUGUGUGACCUCACUGUCCGUUACUCUGCUAAGGUGGAUCCCUAUAUUGACACCAUCUCGGCUUGUCUCAAGGACCCAUCACUGAUGGUACGUCGCCAGACUCUCACUCUACUGGCCUGUCUACUACAAGAAGACUAUGUCAAAUGGCGAGGGUCGCUCUUCUUUCGUUUUGUGAGCAGUUUGGUCGACCCUGAGCUGAAGAGGUUCGGAGAGUUCUGUCUAGUCCACCUCCUCCUGGCCAGACAUCCCACCAUGUUUUAUCAGCACUUCAUUGAGUGUGUCUUCCACUUCAAUGGCUACGAGAAACAUAAGAUGUACAAUCGUUUCAAACAGAGCCAACGAGAGAAGGAGUUGUUUAGUCUGAGUGGGACUGGCCACGCCCACAAGAGACUCACCAUUUACACCUUUUUACUCUCUCACAUGGCUGAUGAGCAUCGCCUCCAUCUGAUUGGACGACUGUGUCAGGAGGUGCUGGGUGGUCUUGUUGAUGGAGCAAUCCCAUUGGACAAUGACAGUGUGGGUGUGGUCAAGGACACUCUGGCAAUCCUCGCAUGCAAGGAGAUCAAGCUAUCAUCUCUAAGACGGAAUGUUGGUGAGGAGUUGGCCGAGGAGGGAGACAAAGUGGGAGCAGCUGUAGCCACCGCACAGACCAAGUUUAUAUCACAGAUUGUCAAGAGGAAUGUGAUAGAGAACCUUGUUCCCGUGGUGAUAGCGACCAAACACCUACUGGAACGGAACCACUCCCCCCUCCUCAAGGACAUGCUGGCUUAUCUCAAGGAGCUCAUGCAAGACUAUCGUCACGAGAUCAGCGAGGUGCUGGCCUGUGACAAACAGCUGGCUGAGGAGAUUGAGUUCGACCUCAAGCGCUAUGAGGAGGAACAAAGAAAGACAGUGAAGACUCCAGCUGUCGUUACCCCUCAUGCUCAAAUGAGCUCUCCCUUGUUUUCUCCUACUGUUGUGGGUGGGGAAGUUGCCACGGUAACAGCAACCCCUCCGAAACUUCGGACCCCAGGUAGGAGAUCGGCAUGGAAACCAAAGACGACACCCACAAUGACAGCCAAACUGAAGACCCCAUUCAAAGUUCACAUGGCCAUGUCUCCACUGGUCAUGACUCAGCGUAAAGCUCCACAGCCUCACAACCACACCACCCCCCGUCACACCAAACACGCCCCCACACACACCCUCAUCAAGGACGUCUCCUCUCCUGCUGCCGCUAGAGCCAGAGCUAAGACAGUCAACAACUUUAACGGCAGUGUGAAGAAGCAGUCACACAUCCCCCUACAGAGGGCAGUGCUGCUCUCCACAGCUUGUAAGAAUGUUACUCACAGAGACAAUGGAUGUGCUCCAUUCACUGUGACUGACCCUGACCAGACACAACUACCUGGGAGGUCAGCCAGCACUCCUCAUGGUCUCCGUGAGUCCAUCUCCUUCAACGUGAGCUCGUUAGUGCCCCCCUCCCCCAUACCCCCAAACACCGCCCUCACUAGUUACACACCCUCACAAAACCUGGCCUUCAAAUCUGUCAACAUGGGUGUCUCCAUCAAUAUCACUAAGGUGGACUUGAGUGGGCAGGGGCACAAGAAGAGGCGUAGUGUGAGGGGUGUGGGUGUGAGGGCGGUAGGGCCAGUGAUGAAGCUUCGGAGAGAUGUGGACAUCUUAAUGACAUCACCCGACAAAGAGCCCAAGAAACUGAAAAAGUGGAAAGUGAAACUGAAGUAGAGUAUAGCUGUAGAUAGUACAUCAACUGUAAGAGCCAAUGUGCAUUAUAAAUAUAGUUACUCUUUUGUACUCAAUGUUCAUUCAUAAUUAUUCUGAUGGCUAUGACAUAA
Molecule: messenger RNA, 4649 nt
Organism: Halichondria panicea
Lineage: Eukaryota; Metazoa; Porifera; Demospongiae; Suberitida; Halichondriidae
Product: condensin-2 complex subunit D3-L-like
Exons: 30
Coding region: 82-4539 (1485 amino acids)
Biological process (GO): mitotic chromosome condensation; meiotic chromosome condensation
Cellular component (GO): condensed chromosome, centromeric region; condensin complex
Molecular function (GO): histone binding
Source: RefSeq, a predicted model, not a curated record